This is a messenger RNA of Capsella rubella, 1822 nucleotides long. RefSeq lists its product as uncharacterized. NCBI's taxonomy places the organism in Eukaryota, Viridiplantae, Streptophyta, Magnoliopsida, Brassicales, Brassicaceae. Bases 157 to 1542 code for a protein of 461 amino acids. The record is from RefSeq and is a predicted model, not a curated record. The transcript has 2 exons.
AAAGAAGAGAGAAAAAGAAGAGAGAAAAAAAGAGAGUAAGCUUCGUAAAAGGUGUAUCUCACUCUUGUAGCAAAACCUAGUUUGAUAUUCUAAUCCUCGGAGUUGCGAUCUAACUGUUGGAGCAGAUAUUUGGAACAAAACAUUUCUCGAGAGAACAUGGAUUGCAACAGGGAUGAAGCGAAAAGGGCAAUGGAUGUAGCUGAGUUGAAGAUUACAGAAAAGGACUACAAUGGUGCAAAGAAGUUUGCAAACAAGGCUCAAAUCUUGUUUCCUGAGCUGCAUGGUUUGAAAAAACUAAUGACGGCUAUCGAUGUUUACAUCGCGGGAGAGAAACUAAUCGGCGGAGAAGUUGAUUGGUAUGGAGUCCUUGGUGUAGAUCCUUAUGCUAAUGAUGACGCAGUGAAAAAACAAUACCACAAGUUACUUCUUGUCCUCCAUCCGGAUAAAAACAAGUGCAACUAUGCUAAAGGUGCGUAUGACUUGGUUAUACAAGCUAAGGAUACACUAACUAAGGAGCCGGAGAAAGCAGUAUAUAUAGAAAAGAGGCGCAAAGAAGAAGCUCAACGAUCCCGAAAAGCACAGAGCGUGAAACGACCACGCCAGCCAACUUCUAAAGCGGCUAAAAAUGUAAGGAAGCCUGUUGUUCAGAAUGUCAAGGCUAGAGCUAAGUCCACUGCUCGUAUGGAAAGAUCCCAUGUGCCUUCGCCUGCGCAUGCUUUCGUUGUUCCUUCUUCGAUGGCGGAGCAGAGUACUCAAUUCUGGACACAGUGCUUGAACUGCAAAAACAAAUAUUUGUUUGAAAGGAUUUAUCUUAACAAGAACUUGCGUUGUCAAGAGUGUGGGCAUGGUUUCUUUGCGAAAGAGAUACCUCGACCGCCAAAUGCUUCCAUGCUGCCAGUCAACAACCUCUCUUCUACCAAGCUGCACAUGGAUUCCAAUUACUACCAAGCUUCUAGGAGUGUCCCUUCACCAUCUGUCAAGUACGUUUUUCAGGGGGGUCCUUCAUCAAAAGUGUCUGGUUUUAACAGCUGGAGUCCAACAAAUCAAGCUGCGGGUGUGGUUCAACAAGAACAAGUGGCAAAAGAGUUUUGGGAAUCACAAGAAAGAGAUGCUGCUAGAGGAUUCGCAAGCUUUGAUGUGAGAAGUUUCAAAAGGCCAAAGAUAGACGGUUCCAAUAUCCAUGGUGGUGAUCAAGUGGCUAGCAAUCAAACAGGUGCAAGGAUUGUUUCCAAUGGAAAUACCGAAACGCGUCAACAUCCCCGUGCUUUAGAUGAAGACAAGGGUGAUGGAAGAAUGGUGUUACCUAACAGAGCUCUCAUUGGAAGAGGCAAGGCAGAAAUUCGUAAGAGACUCCAGGAAAUGAUCUCUGACGUGGUAGCAAAAGUGAUUGCGCCGCCUCCUGAUGGAGAGAAGAAGAGUAUGAAUGCAACGAGCAAGAUGAGUGGCAAGGCAGAUGAGGUUGGAAGGUCAGUUGAGGAAACUCCCCGUGUGGCUUUAGAUGAAGACAAGGAUGAUGAAGUGGAGACAAUCAUUAUAGAUUAGUGGUUUCAAGGUAGUAACAAUGGAGGCAAGAAACAUAUCAGAUCAUCUUAUCUCACAUGUGGAAUCAUUAGGGCAUAUCACUAAUUAUCCAAGUAAGGUUUGAUAUUUUGUUCUUUUCUCUUUUCUAUUUUUCUUUCUUUUGCUUAAAACUUAUUCAGAAACUAUCUGCAUCGGAAACAUUAGUCCGAAUAUUUCGUAUAUUUUUCUGGUGGUUAAGUGUAAAACUUUGUUGGUAUUUUGGUAUCAUUUGUUUGGAUAUUAUUGACAUGUUAGUGAUAAA